AGACGAAAUGCUGCGAAGCAUAUCGCCCAGCGUGCUAACGAUUCUUAUUUCUUUAUUGCCCACAAGGGGCUAAACAUAGAGGGGACAGACAAAGGGAUUAAGUCGAUUAUAUCGACUCCAGUGCGUAACUGGUACUUAUUUAAUCGACCCCGAAAGGAUGAAAGGCAAAGUCGACCUCGGCGGAAUUUGAACUCAGAACGUAGCGGCAGACGAAAUACCGCUAAGCAUUUCGCCCGGCGUGCUAACCACUCUGGCAGCUCGCCGCCUUUACAAAUUGAAAUGUGUAUUGGCUCUGACCCAUCGCCUUCGCUUACAAGUUACCAAUGAGGCGCUUUUCAGGGUAAGCCAUGUUAUACAUUAAAUUGUGGCCCCUAUCUUUUACAUAUAAGGUAAUUUUUUUAGUAUACACAUCUCGUUUUCUAGAUAAGAAAUUGUCUCCAUGUAAAUCUUAAAAUGUAAUUUUUUCUGUUUAUGAGAAAACUAGAAAAAUAGGGUUGAUGAUAAUAACAAUAAAAGUGAGGAAGUAGAAUAUUCAAGAAAUCUCUUUCAAAAACUAUUAAAUUUAUAAAAAUACAGCCGCAAUUAAUUAAAGAAUAGAGUUAGUUCCCCUUGUUGAUUGUAAAAUCUCUUCCUCAUUUCUUGUUCUUGUUACGCACCUGCACUGCUUGAUCAGUUCCACUUUACAACUGAUAUUUAAGAGAAAACCCUAUUAAAUAUAUACAUGAUUGGUAAUUAACUGCCUGAAGAAAAAGAUACGGCAUGUUUCAUGUUGACCUGAAAAAUAUAAAUCAAUGUUUGUUGUAAAAAUCUAGAAGUUCUAUUUGAAGCUGUCAUUGUCCAGUCUGACUUACAUUCUCAAUACUGCAACAUAUUCCUCGUUGACUCUUUCUCUCCAUAUCUAUUACUAUAUAAUCACAUGAAAUUGGCUAAAAAGUAUUUUUUUACUUUUAAAGAAUCUUCAAUAUGUAUCAUACUUGAAAGACUCUGCAAAGAUAUUCUACAAACGUAUAACCCUGCUUCUAUAAAACGUUGCUGAAUUACUGUGAAAUAUUUCCUCUGAGAGAGAAAGCAUUUCUUUCCUUUAGUGUCUGAAAUGUGCAAGAGACAAUUUUCUGUUUUAAGUAUACUUUGAUGAAUUUACAAAAGUAUUUGCAACAUUUCUAAAUAUUGAUUAAGAUCACAUUUAGAAGAAAAGUGAUAUCUGUUUGGAAUAAACUAUAAAAGUAAAGAGAAGAAAAAUAUUGAUAUAUUUUGGUGAGAGGAGAGACAUUUUUGAAAAGUUAUUCACGUGUAAAAUUUGAAGGAUUGGCUUUAUUUUUCUUAAAGAGAUGUUGGAAGAAUUAGGAAAAUCAUCACAUGACUGUGACAUCUGCAAAGAGUCAUUCCUAGAAAAACGUAAAUCCAAUAAAAACCAAGAGAUUCAUACAAGUGAAGAACCAUAUCCCUGUGAUAUCUGUGGUAAAUCAUUGUCUGACAGGACAAGUUUAAAUCAACACAAACGUAUUCAUACAGGGGAGAAACCCUAUCACUGUGAUAUCUGUGGUAAAUCAUUCUCUCAGAACAGUACCUUAACUCAGCACAAACGCAUUCAUACAGGUGAGAAACCAUAUUCCUGUGAUAUCUGUGGUAAAUCAUUCUCUGUUGGCAGUACUUUAACUAAACACCAACGUAUUCAUACAGGAGAGAAACCAUAUGAUUGUGAUAUCUGUGGUAAAUUAUUCUAUGAAAGAAGUAACUUAACUACUCAUAAACGGAUUCAUACAGGGGAGAAACCGUAUCCUUGUGAUAUCUGUGGUACAUCAUUCUCUCAUCACAGUCAUUUAAUUCGACAUACACGUAUUCAUACAGGUGAGAAACCAUAUCAGUGUCAUAUCUGUGGUAGAUCAUUCUCUGUUGGCAAUAACUUAACUAAACACAAACGUAUUCAUACAGGUGAGAAACCAUAUUACUGUGAUAUCUGUGGUAAAUCAUUCUCUUCUGGAAGUGACUUAAUUGAACACAAACGUAUUCAUACAGGUGAGAAACCAUAUCACUGCGAUAUCUGUGGUAAAUCAUUCUCUUCUGGAAGUACCUUAACUAAACACAAACAUAUUCAUACAGGUGACAAACCAUAUCACUGUGAUAUCUGUGGUAAAUCAUUCUCUCUUGGCACUAACUUAAAUAAACACAGACGUAUUCAUACAGGGGAGAAACCAUAUCGCUGCGAUAUCUGUGGUAAAUCAUUUUCUGAUGACAGUAGCUUAACUAAACAUAAACGUAUUCAUACAGGAGAAAAACCAUAUCGCUGUGAUAUCUGUGGUAAAUCAUUCUCUGAUGGCAGUAGCUUAACUAAACACAAACGUAUUCAUACAGGGGAGAAACCAUAUCACUGUGAUAUCUGUGGUAGAUCAUUCUCUGAAAGCAGUAGCUUAACUACUCACAAACGUAUUCAUACAGGGGAGAAACCAUAUCGCUGUGAUAUCUGUGGUGCAUCAUUCUCUCAAAACAGUAGCUUAACUACCCAUAAACGUAUUCAUUCAGGAGAGAAACCAUAUCACUGUGAUAUCUGUAAUAAAUCAUUCUCUGAAAGUCGGCAUUUAACUAGACAUAAGCAUAUUCAUUCUGUAAAAAAAUCCUAAUCACUGUGAUUUGUGGUAAAUCAUUCUCACAAAAUCCUUGCUUACUUAAACACAAAUGCAUUCCUUAUGAAGUGGAUCCAUAACACUGAUAUUUGUUUAUAACAUCUCAAAAGGACAAGCUCGUAUCUCAUAAACACAUCCACAGAAGAUAGAAACUAUAUGAAUGUAAUAUCUAUAGUAAAUCUUUCAUUUGAAAUGAUCCAUUAAUUAAUCAAAAGAGCAUUGACAGAGGAGGGAAAUCAUAUCACUGUGAUAUUAAUGUGAAAGAUGUAAUAUUUCCCUCUUCUGUCAAUGUUCUUGAUAUUUGUGUUGAACCAAUCUAUGAAAAUGAAAUUUUAAUAUUUUCUCUACAUCUAAAAGUUUGUAAUUCCUAUUAGGAAAUGAAACACAUGUAAUGCUGAAUAAAUAAUAUCAAACUUUUU
Octopus bimaculoides (California two-spot octopus) is the source of this 3040-nucleotide messenger RNA. RefSeq lists its product as uncharacterized. Gene Ontology annotation, molecular function: DNA-binding transcription factor activity, RNA polymerase II-specific; RNA polymerase II cis-regulatory region sequence-specific DNA binding. The record is from RefSeq and is a predicted model, not a curated record. Gene Ontology annotation, biological process: regulation of transcription by RNA polymerase II. NCBI's taxonomy places the organism in Eukaryota, Metazoa, Mollusca, Cephalopoda, Octopoda, Octopodidae.